Molecule: messenger RNA, 4097 nt
Organism: Aphanomyces invadans
Lineage: Eukaryota; Oomycota; Saprolegniomycetes; Saprolegniales; Verrucalvaceae
Exons: 14
Coding region: 13-3204 (1063 amino acids)
Molecular function (GO): protein binding
Source: RefSeq, a predicted model, not a curated record
GGCGGCCUCACCAUGCCGCCGCCGGCCAAAUUGCCGGCCGACGUCAGGCAUCGGUCCCCCGAUGUGAUCGUUGGGCCAGUGGAGGUAGAAGGUGUAAUACGGGCCAAAACGCCCAUGCCGCAGCCGACCGCGACACCCUCUCGUCCCGACCGAAGCCACGUCCCACCCAAGCACACGUUGAAUCACAACACGAAGCUCGGCCUGGCGUGUUUGGCUAAGCUCAAGCCGAUCUUUUCCAAGCACGCCCACAAAGCCAAGGACCAGGCCGUCAAGACAACGGCGCAGCAGCUCCAUCUACCCAUUCACGAGCCUGAACACGUCCAGAGGAUGCUGCGAACGCGCGACGUCAAGCUCGCGUCGCUGACGACGCCCAACCAUGAAUGGGUUGCGAUAGUUGACGAUAUGGCCAAGUUCAUGUACCCGAGUUUGAACUUGGAGGGCCACGACCUGGCGACCACAGACAACGUUGAAGCGAUCGUGAGCACCACGAGGUUGCAAUGGCAGGUCCAGCCGCAGUACCAAAACCCCAUGGACCACAAGACUGGCCACGAGCGGCUCGGGGACCAAGAUCACGCCAAGCAUGCGUUCGAUCGAAAGCUCCAAGUCGCCGAGAAGAUGCUGCGACUGCCGCUCACCACACCGCCUCCACCCACUCAUGACAUGGAGGAGUCGGGCAGCGACAGCGACGAUGGCGGAGGGCGUGGCAGCUCCAGCCAGCAGUCGACGUCGAAAUCGUCGGCGCCCAAGGCGCUGGUACCAAAGACCCUGACCACUCGAAAGAAGCUCAAGACGCUCGCCAAAUACACGUCGGAGGAGGCCAAGACCGAGAAAUAUGCCAACAAGGUCGAAAUGCUGGCGAAAUGGUCCAAACUCCAAACGAGCCGCGGCCAUGAAACCCUCGAGGAACUGGCUCACCGAAGGGCUCUCCAGACGUGCCGCCGACGAAACCACCGCAAAGAAGUUGCGACGGCAUUCCCUGUCUGCAACGAGCUCUCCCCCCGAAGCCUCUACUUCGAAGAGUGCACGGCGGCGAAUAUCCUUCCAGAGCCCCUGCUCUCGCGCAUCACCCCCGACCGUCGUUUGGAACUAAGCCACUUUGGGCUGGGCGAUGCGAAAGCGAUCGUGUUGUCCAAGAGUUUGGCCCUCAUGCCCGAUAUCCACGCGCUCAACCUCACCGACAACCGGCUCACCCACGCCGGAAUCGCCACCGUUGUGCAGCAACUCAGCGGUCGCCUCGAGCUGCAUUCGCUCAACCUAAGUGUCAACGAGAUUGGCGAGGCCGGGUGCGCUUCCAUGGCCGAUUUUAUCUUUUCCGCGCCAAACUUGACCCACUUGGAUUUGUCCCAGACAAAGCUCCUCGACACGUUCGAGUCGCUUGCAAACGAAAUCGCGAUCCAUCCGCAUUUGUUAAGUGUGAAUUUGACCAACAACGAGAUCGGCGACGUGGGGGGGCAGCUGCUCGGCGCGACGCUGGCCGCGGCAACAUGCACGAUCCAGGACCUGAAUCUGUCGUGGAAUCAAAUAUGCCACGCGGGAGCCACCGCCAUCGGCCAUGCGCUCCAAACGAACCGAUCCGUGCAGCACUUGAACCUGUCGAUGAACCGAUUUGGAGACGACGGCGGCCACCAGGUCGCGGCCGCUCUCCUUGUCAACACGACUCUUCGGACGGUCGACAUGACGCGCAACAACCUGAUGGGGUCGACUGCUGUGUCCCUCAGCUAUGCCAUCGAGCACAACCCAAAGGCAGCAUUGUACAACCUUGUGCUCGUCGACAACCCUCUCGGAUGCACGGGCACGAAGGCACUGCUGCGGUCGGUGGCCAGGGGUAGCCGAUGCAGCGUUCGGCUAUCGUUCUACGGCGGUGAAGACACCAACAAUGCAGCGGUUGCGAGUGUAUUCGACUCUAGUUUUCCCGCUGCGCAGUCGCCGUAUGAGUUGCACCUCCACACGUCGCCGUACGAGUACGUGAUCGCGUGUCAGCUGGUGGCGGCGGCCGUGGCGCAGCGGUGCGAGUUAUUUGACGUGACCUUUGAGCCUGCUGCCGAAGGCGACUAUCACGAGCACCAUGUGAGAAAGAACGCGACUACUACCAAGCCCGCCAACAUAAACGUCCAGCAGCUCGAGUACUGUGACCAAGCGCACGGCCUUGUGGAGAAGGGGUCGACAAAGCAGUUCGACCUACGGCACCGUGGCAUCUUGCGCAUCUCGGCGAGGUAUGUUCCAUGGCGCAUUCAAACCACCGACGACGUCACACCCGACGGCUUGCGCAACGUGAUCAAGAUCAUCAAAGAUCGCAUCUCCACACGGGAAAUGUGCGCCAUGCUUGAGGUGGCAACGACCGACUUGUUCCUCCACUUGCGCGAUGUGGAGCUGUUCGUGAAAGGGCUCCUCGGGACCAUCGACGUCGUGGACAUCAUGGCAAGGACGCUGCAUUGCAUUGUCGAUGGCACGCAGACGCUUCCGUUCCUCCUGCGGCACUUGAGCUUCAGCGAUCAGAAUCGGCUCAUGUCAUCCCAUGGCGUACAAGUACUGCAAUUCAACCCAGUCAACCCAACGGGCAAGUGGACACUCGACCUGUCGGAUCGCAUCCACCGCAAGCUCGCCGUGUGGUUUUCCAUGAUCAAUCGCGACGAAGCGACUGAGAGCAUGCGCCGGCUCGCAUUCCGCGGCAACACAAGUCAGCGCGGCACGUUUGCCAACUUUCGAAACGAAAAACUCAACGGCAAGGCGUUCGAGCUCACUGACCGCUUCUUCGAUGGGCUACCGAAUAAAGGUGUCCUCGAAUUCGACUACGUCAGCACACGGCGCCCGGAAGAUGUCGAUGCUGGCGUUCCAACGUCUGUGCUCGGCGAAGUGCAAGUGAACGCGCUCCUGCAAACGAUCGGGGCCGAACUCUGGUCCGAUUACGUCCCGCAGCACAAGCGAUACGACCUCAAGCGGCAAGUGGUGUUGCUGCAACACGCGCUGAGCGGUCAGUACAUCAUGGCAGAGCAUGUGCGCAUGCUCAUGCAGUACUUCCCCAAGAACAUCGACAACCUCCGCCUCAAGGCCGUCCUUGCCGCCCACCGAUCCAUUCUCGACAUGGAGAACUUUGAAGGGGUGUACGAAAAGCUCCUUCCUGCGGAUCGCAAGGCGGUACUGGCGCGCCGCCGUCAUCUCGAUAAACAAUUUUGGACUAGAUGUUCACGGCCCUGGGGUACAUGAACACUCUGAAUCCGUUGAAUGUCGACAUGGAGUACGACUUGCCGAUGGCCGACCCCGACCAUCGUGUGCUGGUCAUGACGCUCGUCGAGAUGGUCUCGAACGACCCGCUCGACCUCAUCAAGCUCGACGACCAGAGUAUCAAAGAAGGACUGAGCAUCUACUCCAUGUACUCGCCGUCAAGUAUUCCGACGACGGGUCGCCUUGGGUUUCGAUACAUUACACGCGCCAACAAGACCCCGCGAGAACUCGUCGAAUCGCGGCAGUCGACGUUCAGCGCAUUCCUGUUUGCCGGGCGUCUCUGUGGGAUGAAAGUGCAGAAAGAGAUCGACGACGACAAAGGUCGCGCGGCUUAAUACGUGGAAACAAAGGUGCGACGAAUGGAUGCAAGGGAUGGUAUUCUUGUCGUGGACGGUUUAUGCUUGGAUAUCGUUGUCGGUCGCGGGAGGCGCCGGCGCGGCGGCGUUGUUGUGCUUGUGGAUGAUGCUACGUUCGUGAAGCACGAGCUUGAUACGAGCCAUGGAUUUGCGGACCUUGGACUUUCGGUACGGGUUCGGGAACACCAUGUUCUUGGUGUGGCAUUCCGCUUGUUCCGUCAACAGUGCGUUGCGCUCCUUGAGCAGAACGUACCAGAGUUUGUGAAGAUCGUCUGUGGACUUGUUCCGCAACAUCCACGCCUUCCAGUCACCGCCCACGACAGGAGGUCCGCGCUUGACUUUCUUGCCAUCCACCGUGCCGCUCGUAGGGAAAAAUUGGUCGAUCGUGCCGGUAAGGGCUGGCUUCGUCGCAUCGGACGGCGGCGGGGAUGCAAAUAGCGUGGUCGAGGACGAGAUGGACCGGGCGGUGAACGGCGUCGCCUUGACCUGGAGCACUCGGCGCAGCAUGAUCGUGGUGAA